Puccinia graminis f. sp. tritici CRL 75-36-700-3 is the source of this 1502-nucleotide messenger RNA. RefSeq lists its product as uncharacterized. NCBI's taxonomy places the organism in Eukaryota, Fungi, Basidiomycota, Pucciniomycetes, Pucciniales, Pucciniaceae. Gene Ontology annotation, molecular function: oxidoreductase activity. The transcript has 2 exons. The record is from RefSeq and is a predicted model, not a curated record. The coding region runs from base 46 to 1230 and encodes 394 amino acids.
CUCGCGGCGCAGAUUAUAAUCACACCCUCGAAGUCCACAGCUACCAUGUCCACAGGAAGUGAGAACCCGAGGGCUCCGAAGAAGGAGGAACAAGCAUGUUACCAGUUUGUAGUCGUCGGGGCGGGGCCUGCUGGUCUGACUGCAGUGGCCAACUUGAUCGAUAUGGGCGUCUCUCGGAUAGCCUGGAUCGAUCUGUCAUUUUCUGGAGGAAGGAUGGGUGAGAAGUAUAGAGAAAUACCAAGCAAUACGAAGAUCCAGUUGUUUCUUGAUUAUGUGGCCGCUAGUCCAACGUUUUCCCAGCUGGUUCAAGAAGCGACGGAUCCAUCCAACGCAUACACUGCUUUAGAGAAUCUGGAGCUAGAUCGAGGGAAUCAGCUGAGCUACGCAGCGGACUUGAUGAUCAUGUUAACCAGACGACUGGUAUCAGCCCAUUCCGAUCAAGUCGACACAUUCCAAGCACGUGCAAAGUCUUUAGAUUUCGUUAAUCGAACCGACUGGAUGGUUGAGAUUGAGAUGAUGGAUUCUAGAUGCGGUCAUCAAGCCAAAACUCUCAAGUCUAGAAAGGUCAUCUUCGCGACAGGAUCAGAACCAGUGCAACCGAAGGAGAAGGCCGUGCCUCCGAUAGACUUGGAAGUUGCCCUUUCACCCUCUCAACUUGAAGCUGCACUGGAAGGGAUCGAUCUCGAAAAGCAAACGAUUGCCGUCGUCGGAUCCUCGCAUUCAGCAUUCCUGGUCUUGAGGAACCUGAUCAGCCUUUCGAGCCAGCUGAGGAUUGUGCAUCUCUAUAGAAACCCCAAGCUCAUAUUUGCCGAGCAGAAGGAUGGAUGGAUAUUGUAUGAUAACACGGGCUUGAAAGGUGUUGUAGCUGAUUGGGCCAAGGAGGAGUAUCCGAGCUUGGUCGCCGACCGCAGGAUCUCGAGGACCCAAAUCGAAGACUCGCCAGGAGCUCUUUCUCGCCAUCUCGAAAGCCUCGCAUCUUGCUCGGGGGUGAUUUAUGCAAUCGGCUAUCGGCCCGCCCCGACUCCAACAGUGACCCUCGAUGGGCUCGAGCAGAGCUUGAAAUUCGACCAUUCCACUGGGCGUUUUGACCAGCUCAACGGCCUGUUUGGCUGCGGCAUCGCCUUCCCCCAACGCACUGUUGAUCCCCUUGGAAACGUGGAGCAUGCUGUCGGCAUCUUCAAGUUCAUGAAGUUCCUCAAGGCCGUCGUCCCCCUAUGGAUCCAAUCUUAAUCCUUCCUCUUUUUCUUCCUCUUGGAUUCUACAACUUUGUCACUUCUGAUGAUUUGGCUCUUCAGCAACAUAUAGGAAUACGAAUAAUUGCCUGUUCACCUGGAGGUGGGUGACGAUCCACCAACUUACGUGUCUUGAAUCAAUUGUAAAAAACAUGACCUUCAAAGAACAUUUUAGAUUUGUAAACGGAUUUUACAACCUUGGCAUCAUUAAAACUGUAUCUAUGUAUGUAUGUGUUUUUUUUUUUGAGCUCAUCUUAUAUAAGGUUGCAG